CUCCUCUGGUUUAAGACCGGGAGGGUGCCUGUCUCUCUCUCUUUCUCUUCCUUUCUCUCCCUCUGUCUCAGUCAUUUCCCCUUCAGGAUCCCUGUCUUCAUCCAUCUCCUAUCAGUGGCCUUAUCACCGCUUUUGCCCGGCCGCCUUCCUUGGGGAGGUGCUGGAAAAGCCAGCAGGGGGGAAAUUUACCCAAAGGAUAAUGACCAAAAGUCCAGCAGCUUGUUGUCAUUUCACAUAACUGAUCAAAGUUUUUCUUCAACACACGACAGAGAGGAGUACAGCCGGUUCAGCUCAGGGUGUCCUCUUUGUUCUUUUUGAAGAUGAAGAGGCAUCGGUUGUUACCGCUGUGUGCCCUCCUGGCUGUCCUGUGCGCAGGACUCCUUCCUAAUCUUGAUGCACAAGAUGUUGUGGCAACUGGAAAAAGGGACAUCAUUUUCCUCAUUGACAGUACAAUGGGAUCGGCAGGCAUCAAUGCUUUACGUGAAUUCAUCAAGCGGUUUGUCGAGAGAAGAAUCAUCGGUACAGAUGCCGUUCAAGUUGGUAUUGCGCAGUUCAGCACUUCCCCACGACUUGAGAUGGACCUCAACACCCAUGGAACCAAGGAGUCAUUGAUUGCUGCUUUGGGUGCAAUCAAACCAAGACCGGGACAGACAGUAAACAUUGGAGCAGCUUUGGAAUAUGUGCGGACAAAUAUGUUACGGCCUGACAGGGGUAGCCGUAUUCAGCAGGGAGUGCCCCAGCUCAUUCUGUUGGUGACCAGCAAGAAGUCAAGCGACAGUGUAGCUGGACCUGUUCGUGACCUGCAGCAAAUGGGUGUAUUGACUCUGGCCGCAGGCUCAAGGGCUGCUGAUGAGCAGGAGCUAAAGCAGAUCGCCUUCACCGACACCCUUGUGUACAUGACCCGAGACUUCCGUACACUGUUUCGAAACCCGAGAGAAAUAGCCGAUGCACUCUCUACUCUAGCUGGGGUGAUUGUGACCGAAGUACCCACUGAGCCAGUGGUGGAGAUAACCACAGUGCAGAUUCAAAACGUGGAAAGAGACAUCGUCUUCCUUGUGGAUGGCUCAAGCUACAUCGGCAGCAGUAACUUUCCCUAUGUGAGAGAUUUCAUGAUCAACGUGGUCAACCAGCUGGAUGUGCGUCCUGAGAGGAUCCGGAUUGGUCUCCUGCAGUUUUCCAAUCGUCCAAAAAUUGAAUUUUACUUGAACACCUAUGACAACAGGCAGGAUGUUGUGAACAAAAUCUCACAACUGAGGCUGAUUGGAGGUUCAGUUUUGAACACAGGAGCUGCAAUGGAUUAUGCCCUAAACUCUAUGUUUCAACAAUCACUUGGUUCACGAAGGAGGCAAAAGGUUCAGCAGGUGUUGGUUCUGAUCACUGGCGGCCCUGCACAAGAUCAGGUUAAAUCUGUCGCUGAUAAGCUAGCUCUGGGCGGUUUGCUGACUUACACUGUCAGCUCUGGACAAGCAGAUGAGAACCUGAUGAAGUCGGUUGCCUUUGUUCCAGAACUGGCUUACCAUGAAGGACGAUUCUCUGACUUGCCGGCACUGGCCGAAUCGAUUACGCCAAAGUUGCUCACAGUGGUUGGUGAUACGGACAUUGCAACAUUGCCAGAAGAAACAACUGGAGAGGAAAGAGAUGUUGCUUUCCUUAUUGAUGGCAGAGACAGCGUUCGUACUGAUUUCACCUACAUCCUGGAUUUUAUCAUCAAAGUACUUGAGCCACUUGACAUUAGCAGUGACAAGGUGCGAGUGUCAGUGGUUCAGCAUAGUGAGAGACCAACUCCAAGCUUCUAUCUUAACACAUAUCAAACCAAAGAAGAGGUUCUGAGAGCAGUCAACGGAAUGACGCUGGCUGGUGGGCGGAGCUUAAAUACUGGAGCUGCUCUGAACUACAUGAGAGACACCAUCUUGUCUGAAGGCUCCGGCAGCCGGGCAGCACAAAACGUCCCUCAGUUCCUGAUUCUUUUGACGGGUGGAAGGUCCACGGAUAAUGUGAACGAGCCUGCUGUUGCACUGAAGACGGGGGGAGUCGUACCGUUUGGUGUUGGUGUCAAGGAUGCAGACCCGAAGCAGAUUGCAACCAUCUCACACAACCCUUCAUUUGCCUUUAAUGUGAGGGAAUUCAGUGAACUCAGUACCAUUCCUCAGAAGAUCAAUAACUAUGUGAACCUUCCAGCGAACCAGCUAAACAUCGUCCUGCAAGAAGCACAAUUUGAUGGUGUAAAAAGGGAUAUUGUGUUCCUGUUGGAUGGCUCGGAUAACACCAGAGAUGGAUUUGCAGACAUAAAAGUCUUUAUAAAAAACAUAGUGAAGAACCUCAACAUUGAUGAGAGCCAUGACCGAGUCUCUGUGGCUCAGUUUUCUGAUAACCCUGAGGUCAACUUUUAUCUAAAUUCACACAAGACUAAAAAUGAAAGUGUGACUGCCAUAGAAAACUUGAAGCACAAAGGUGGGCGGCGCCUUAAUGUUGGUGCAGCUCUCCAGUUUGUGAGGCACAGAGUCUUCACUUCUUCCACUGGGAGUAGAAGACUAGAAGGAGUGCCCCAGAUUCUAAUUCUGCUCAGUAGCAAACCAUCCUCUGAUAGCAUCAGAGGUCCAGCAUUUGCUCUGAAAGAGCAUGAAAUUGUAUCAAUCGGGGUUGGAGUGGGACAAGCUGAACAGGCAGAGUUGGAAAUGAUUGCUUUCGAACCAAGUUUCACAUACAUGGUCACUGACAUCUCCGAGUUACCUUCAAUCCAACCACAACUUCUUGAUGCAUUGAACAUACACAAAGACACUGGGGAAAACAUCAAUGGAAUCUCUGACUUAGUAGGUAAGAAAUGCACAUUUUCUGUUAUUUCUAAAAUACAGUAUUUUUCCUCUCAACGAGACAUUGUGUUUCUAUUGGAUGGGUCAGAUGACACACAGAAAGACUUUCCAGCAAUGAAAAAAUCUGUUCAAGAAGUUGUUGAAAUGCUAAAUGUUGGUGAAACCAAAGAUCGCAUUUCUGUGGUUCAGUACAGCAGAGAUCCGCAGACACAUUUCAGUCUGAUCACCUACAUGGAGAAAAACGAUAUUCUAAAUGCAGUCCAACAGUUGGAUCACAAAGGAGGCAGACCCCGCAACACUGGUGCAGCUCUCGACUAUGUGAGGAACAAUGCUUUCACUCAGUCCUCAGGAAGUCGGCAUCAAGAAGGGGUCCCCCAGAUAUUGAUUCUGUUGAGUGGGGGAAGAUCUCAGGAUGAUGUCACAAAUGCCGCUGCUGCACUAAAACGAGAAAAAGUUGUGCCAUUCUGUGUUGGUACAAGAAAUUCUGACAUACUUGAGCUUCAGAUGAUUGCUCAUAACCCUUCAUAUGCCUUCUCCGUAUCUCACAUCUGA
Salarias fasciatus (jewelled blenny) is the source of this 3362-nucleotide messenger RNA. Its product is annotated as collagen alpha-3(VI) chain-like. Lineage: Eukaryota; Metazoa; Chordata; Actinopteri; Blenniiformes; Blenniidae. The record is from RefSeq and is a predicted model, not a curated record. The transcript is spliced from 8 exons. Bases 321 to 3362 code for a protein of 1013 amino acids.